Aspergillus vadensis CBS 113365 is the source of this 4817-nucleotide messenger RNA. RefSeq names its product mRNA splicing protein PRP28 (gene prp28). The transcript has 8 exons. Gene Ontology annotation, biological process: mRNA 5'-splice site recognition; RNA processing. Bases 292 to 4581 code for a protein of 1429 amino acids. Gene Ontology annotation, cellular component: U1 snRNP; U2-type prespliceosome; commitment complex. Lineage: Eukaryota; Fungi; Ascomycota; Eurotiomycetes; Eurotiales; Aspergillaceae. Gene Ontology annotation, molecular function: ATP binding; protein binding; nucleic acid binding. The record is from RefSeq and is a predicted model, not a curated record.
UAACUGGUUACUGCUGCUACUGUUGCUGCUAAACUAACUAGUAGAACUUGUGGCUGGUGCUUGAUCCUCCUCCUCUCUCCGUCUUCCUCGCUUUCUCUCUCCUCCUUCUUUCGCGCGCUUCCUUUCUCCCUAUCUAUCUGGUCGCCUUAUAUCUCCGCUCUUCAUUUUAUCUUGGUCGCUGGAUUGCUCCCGAUCCGUUUCCUUUCCUAACAGCGUCCCGUCCUUUCUCACCCCUUGUCGCGGACGAUCCUUGUCACUACUCUUUUGACCCCGACCACAUCAACUGCCAUCAUGGCGGACUACAACUAUGGAGGUUCCGAGGAGGAGAACGCAGAGUUGAAGAAGCUCGAGACUGAGUUGCUCGAUGACCCGGAUAACUUCGAAACCUGGGAGAAACUGGUUCGCGCUGGCGAAGCACUCGAGGGCGGAAUCAACCGCAACUCCAACCCCCAAGCCAUCACCACCGUGCGCAAUGUUUACGACCGCUUCUUGGCCAAGUUCCCGUUGUUGUUCGGUUACUGGAAGAAAUAUGCCGACCUGGAGUUUUCCAUCACCGGCACCGAGGCUGCGGACAUGGUGUAUGAACGCGGUGUCGCUAGCAUCUCGCCCUCGGUCGACCUGUGGACCAACUACUGCUCCUUCAAGGCAGAGACCUCCCAUGACGCUGAUGUGAUUCGAGAGCUCUUCGAGCGCGGCGCAGCCAGCGUUGGACUGGACUUCCUGGCCCACCCUUUCUGGGACAAGUACAUCGAGUUCGAGGAGCGCCUGGAGGCUUUCGAUAAGAUAUUUGCUAUCCUAGGCCGGGUGAUUCACAUCCCCAUGCAUCAGUACGCUCGGUAUUUCGAGAGGUACAGGCAGUUGGCUCAGACCCGCCCUGUGGUGGAGUUGGCGUCUCCGGAGACUUUGACCCAGUUCCGCGCGGAGCUUGAUGCUGCUGCCGGACAUGUCGCCCCUGGCGCGAAGGCUGAGGCAGAGGUUGAGCGGGAUCUGCGGUUACGCGUAGACAGCUAUCACUUGGAGAUCUUCUCUAAGACCCAAACCGAGACCACGAAACGUUGGACAUACGAGUCGGAAAUCAAGCGCCCGUACUUCCACGUCACCGAACUCGAUGAGGGCCAGCUGAACAACUGGAAGAAGUACCUCGAUUUCGAAGAGUCCGAGGGCUCCUAUGUGCGCACCCAGUUCUUGUACGAGAGGUGCUUGGUGACGUGCGCUCACUACGAUGAGUUCUGGCAACGUUACGCCAGGUGGAUGGCCGGCCAGCCUGGCAAGGAAGAAGAAGUGCGCAACAUCUACCAGCGUGCCAGCUGCUUGUACGUGCCGAUCGCCAACCCAGCCACCCGUCUUCAGUAUGCCUACUUCGAGGAGAUGAGCGGUCGUGUGGACGUUGCCAAGGAGAUCCACGACGCCAUCCUCAUCAACCUGCCCAACCACGUCGAAACGAUUGUGUCUCUGGCCAACAUGUCUCGCCGUCACGGCGGACUCGAGGCUGCCAUCGAAGUGUACAAGAGCCAGCUGGAUUCGCCACAGUCAGACUUGGCUACGAAGGCGGCACUGGUUGCGGAAUGGGCUCGCCUGUUGUGGAAGAUCAAGGGCUCUCCCGAGGACGCCCGUCAGGUCUUCCAGAAGAACCAGCAGUACUACAUGGACAGCCGACCCUUCUGGACCAGCUACCUGAACUUCGAGCUCGAUCAGCCCACGAGCGCGUCCACAGAGAAUGUCCAGUAUGAGCGCAUCAAGCAGGUCAUCGAGGACAUUCGGUCCAAGAGUACCCUCCCGGCCGACGUGGUGCGGGAGCUGGUUCAGAUCUACAUGGUCUACCUCCUUGAACGUGGCACCAAGGAUGCUGCAAAGGAGUAUAUGACCCUGGACCGUGAAGUACACGGUCCGGCGUCCGUGUCGAAGAUGAAGGCCGCGGAAGUGGUGCAGCUGCCCCCAGCUCAGCCGGUUCCGUCGGCGACGCCUGUGGCGGAAGUUGUGGUCCCAACACCCCCGCAAGCUAACCCCUACGCCUACUAUCAGCAGACACCGGUCAACGGUGGCAUCGAAAGGCGAGGCGGCAUCUGCAACGUGCAGAGCCGGUUCUCGACUGCUCUUCCCGAUAUGAUGGGAUACGGUUGGGUGGACCUUAUGAUCGCCAUGGAUAGUAUCAUGACCAACGGUUCGUCGGAGGCGCACCCUCCCAUGCCUCCUCCGGAGCCCAUCGAACGCCCUCCUACUCCCCCGCCACCUCCUCCAGAGGAUUCCGGCCUCCCUCCGCCGCCGCCAGACACGUCCGCGCCUCCUCCACCGCCGGAAGAUCUUCCACCUGCGCCGCCGCCGGAGACUGAGCCCAAGAAGAAGAAGGUCGGAUGGGGCACGAAACGACCGGCACCAACGCCGCUGAGUGUGGAGGAACUCGUACGGAAGAAGCGAGAGGCUGAUGCCGCAGCAGCAAAGCCGAAAUUUCUCUCCAAGAAGGAACGUGAGAAGCUUGCGCUGGAAAAACGGGCUCAAGAAGUCGCAGCAACCCGCAGACUAAAAUCCGAGUCGUCUAAUGGCGUCGACAGAAGUGCUACACACUCGCCCUCAAUCAGCUCCGAGGGCCCUAACGGCGAUGCCAGAUCCAUCCCCACUGGCCCUCGAGCCAUGCGCAAUUCAGACUCUGCCCCGACUGCCCCGACUGCCCCGGCAGCCAUGCGCCAUUCACAGUCCCACAACAAGAACUACGACCUCGCGCCGCCACCACCUCCCAAAUCCAUGUCCUUCGGUCUGACAAGCGGAAAGAGCGACAGCCGGUUCGUGGACGAGGACGAGGCCGCGGCGCAAGCAGCCCUAGUGAAGCAAAGAUACAUGGGUGCCGACCAAACGUCCAAUUUCUCCGCCAAGAAGAAGCGCAAGAGGACAACAGACCGGAAAUUCAACUUCGAAUGGAACGCUGAAGAAGACACCAGUGGCGAUUACAACCCGCUAUACCAGCACCGACACGAAACCAACUUCUUCGGCCGUGGCCGCCUGGCCGGCUUCGGCGACGACGUCGCAGAAUCCGUCGCCCACAAAUACGCCCGCGCGCUGGAAGACCGUGACCGCGAAGCAGGCAGCAUCCGCGCCAGAGAGAUCCUCGAGAUGGAGCGUCGCCGCCGAGAAGAAAGCACGCGCAACCAACUCGACAAGCACUGGAGCGAGAAGAAACUCGAACACAUGCGCGAACGCGACUGGCGUAUCUUCAAGGAAGACUUCAACAUCAGCACCAAGGGCGGCAGCGUCCCCAACCCCAUGCGCUCCUGGGAAGAAUCCAACCUCCCCAAACGCCUCAUGGAACUCAUCUCCCGCGUCGGCUACAAAGAACCCACGCCCAUCCAACGCGCCGCCAUCCCCAUCGCCAUGCAAAACCGCGACCUAAUCGGUGUCGCCGUCACCGGUUCCGGUAAAACCGCCGCCUUCCUCCUCCCCCUCCUCUGCUACAUCGCCGAACUCCCCCGCAUCGACGAAUUCGAAUGGCGCAAAGCCGACGGCCCCUACGCCAUCGUCCUCGCACCGACCCGCGAACUGGCGCAACAAAUCGAAAUUGAAGCCAAAAAAUUCACCGGCCCGCUCGGCUUCAACGUCGUCAGUAUCGUCGGAGGUCACUCCCUCGAAGAGCAAGCCUACAGUCUCCGCGACGGCGCCGAAAUCAUCAUCGCCACCCCCGGCCGUCUCGUCGACUGCAUCGAACGCCGCAUGCUCGUCCUCAGCCAAUGCUGCUACGUAAUCAUGGACGAAGCAGACCGCAUGAUCGACCUAGGCUUCGAAGAACCCGUCAACAAAAUCCUCGACGCCCUCCCAGUCUCCAACGAAAAGCCCGACUCCGAAGACGCCGAAAACCCCCUCGCCAUGUCCCGCCACAUCAAUCAAGACCAACACCGCUACCGCCAAACAAUGAUGUACACGGCCACCAUGCCCACGGCCGUCGAACGCAUCGCCCGAAAAUACCUCCGCCGCCCCGCCAUCGUAACCAUCGGCUCCGCCGGCGAAGCCGUCGACACCGUGGAGCAGCGCGUGGAAAUGAUCGCCGGCGAAGACAAGCGCAAGAAACGUCUCGGUGACAUCCUAUCAUCCGGCGAAUUCCGCGCCCCGAUCAUCGUCUUCGUCAACAUCAAGCGGAACUGCGAUGCCAUUGCGCGCGAAAUCAAACAGUGGGGAUUCUCCUCCGUUACAUUACACGGUAGUAAAACCCAAGACCAGCGUGAAGCCGCCCUGGCAUCCGUUCGAAAUGGAAGUACGGAUGUCCUCGUCGCGACGGAUCUGGCGGGUCGUGGUAUCGAUGUGCCGGAUGUUAGUCUCGUCGUGAACUUCAAUAUGGCUACGAGUAUCGAGAGCUAUACCCAUCGUAUUGGUAGAACGGGUCGUGCGGGUAAGAGUGGUGUUGCUAUUACCUUCUUGGGUAAUGAGGAUGCCGAUGUUAUGUACGAUCUUAAGCAGAUGCUUAUCAAGUCGCCCAUUUCGAGGGUUCCGGAGGAAUUGCGGAAACAUGAGGCUGCGCAGUCGAAACCGACGAGGGGAUUCUCGUCGAAGAAGAAUAAUGAGGAGGGUGGUGGUGGUGGUGGGAAGUCAGGGUGGUAGGUUAUUUACUCUUUUAUCUUUCUGCCUAGCUAUUUGUCUGUCUAUCUUUGAUAGAUGGAUGGAUGGUGGGUCAAAGGGGUAUCGUUAUGGUAUAGAAAGGAUUCUAUCGUACUACCUUAUGAAGAGGAGGAAUUGCUUUUAUAAUUUUCAUCCGUGCCGAUAUGGACACGGCGUAUGUAUCAUACCUUACCAGCGAAUCAUACAAACUUCCAGACAACCAAUGAUGGAGAUGCGAG